AUGCCGCCUAAAAGAACAACGAGAGCUGCCAGCAAAGCGGCCCACGAGGACCAAGGGCCAGCUGACAAAGAGGCCAAGGAAAGGAGUCGGGAGACCAAAAGGAACCGAGAAGAAGGCAACGGUAGAGAGCAGCGAGCGCAACGAGCCGGUGCGCAAAAUCAGGCGAGCCAUCGUCGAAGAGCAGCCACCACCACCGAGGCCGACAUCGCCGAUCAUCGAGGUUCGUCGAAGCGAGAGCGCGAUCAACCAGCCUCGGAGACGACGAGACAGCGGCAGCUCGGCGGAAGGAGAUCAGGGAGGUUAAAGUCGGCGAAAGCAUUGCCUGAAUUCUCGGGGAAUAUACUCGAGUGGUUCUAUUUCAAGAAAACAUUCGAAUUAACGUCGGAACUCAGGGAUUAUAGCCCGCAGGAAAACGUCACGCGUCUCGUCGCGGCUCUCAAGGGGAAAGCGCGCGAAACCGUCAGCAUGCUGCUGGCGACGACCCGCGAUGCAUCGGAGGCCAUGCGGACCUUAGAAUUACAUGUCGGGGAUAAACGAACGAUCGCCACGAAAAUCGUGCACGAAUUGAAAGAACUUCCGGCACUAGGUUCGGGCAAGAUCAAGCUCACGCAUUUCGCGAGUAAAUUAAAAAACGCAGUAUCGGCGCUCAAAUCGCUUAAAUUGAAGGGACACUUGCACAAUCCGAACCUGAUAGAUUGUAUCGCGAAGAAACUACCGUUCGCGCUAAAGUACGGGUAUAAUUCGUACGCGGAAUCGGUCGUAGAAGACGAGGCGAAAUUGGAAACGCUGUCCAAUUUUUUAUUUCACGAGGCGGAAAAAGCGGUCGCGGGAGGAAUAUUCGAUUUAGAAGAGGUAGCGUUCGAAGACACCGCGGAAGCUCCGAGGAAAACGGCGCCGAGAAGGGUCGGCAAAGCGUUCGCGGUGGUCACCGAGUAUAACGACGAAGCGGGGUCAUCGGGAACGAGUUAUACGCGCGCCGCGAGCGGUAAAACGCGCUCUUGUGAAAUAUGCAACAGAGAUAACAACGGGGUCGCGAAAUGUAAGGCGUUUGUGCGCGAGGGUGUAGGUAGGCGACGAUUCCUGGCCCAAAAGAAUGGCCUAUGCUACCGAUGCUUAGGUUCGGGACACGUGGGGGCAAAGUGCAGGAGCAGAAACUGCACGAUAUACAGAGGAGGUCACCAUAUCCUACUACACCGUUGCUGCGACCAUUGA
Molecule: messenger RNA, 1212 nt
Organism: Hylaeus anthracinus
Lineage: Eukaryota; Metazoa; Arthropoda; Insecta; Hymenoptera; Colletidae
Exons: 2
Coding region: 1-1212 (403 amino acids)
Source: RefSeq, a predicted model, not a curated record